This is a messenger RNA of Lycium ferocissimum, 2564 nucleotides long. Its product is annotated as S-type anion channel SLAH2-like. Gene Ontology annotation, cellular component: membrane. Gene Ontology annotation, molecular function: voltage-gated monoatomic anion channel activity. The coding region runs from base 437 to 2323 and encodes 628 amino acids. Gene Ontology annotation, biological process: transmembrane transport; intracellular monoatomic ion homeostasis. The transcript has 7 exons. The record is from RefSeq and is a predicted model, not a curated record. NCBI's taxonomy places the organism in Eukaryota, Viridiplantae, Streptophyta, Magnoliopsida, Solanales, Solanaceae.
UCACCUAUAGUUUUUAAUGCAGCUAGAAGAAUAUAUAUCAUUACAAGCGUGGAGGCUGGAGUUUUAUAUCAUACCACUUGCUGUAUUGUGUACUAUAUUUUAUAUGAAGCUGAAAAGUAUCUUGGAGUAUCAAUAAGUCUGGGCUCUUAUUUUGUUGGCAUCUGUACCCUUGAUUUCUAUUAUAUUUUGUCAAUCCUUUGACAUUAAUAGACGUGGGUUUUUCUCUAAAUCUUGGUUGUUACUAGUCGACCUCGGCUGAUAUUUCUUUGUCAUUUAUAUCUCCUCUCAGAGGAAAAAAAAAUCAGAUCUUUUGGUGCUACAAGAAAGAGCUUCAUUCAAUCUAAGUACUGUAGCUGAUUAAGGGGGAGUAUAUUUCAAUUCCAUAAUAGUCAGCAUUAAAGAAGCAGAACAAAAACGGAGAUCCUGUAGUAUAGCCAUGGAAACAAGUGGACUGACUAAUUCCGAUAGGGAAAAUUCUACCGAAAUACUACUUCCACCGCUUAUCAAAUUCAUUUCAGAUGAAAUGGAUGACUUUGAUAGCAUAAUAGAGAAUGUCAGUAAUCAACUGGAUCAAGCUGGAUCUCACUUUCAGGAUUCAGCUGUCAGGGAAACUGAAGCUGCUACUGAACGACCACAUGAAAGGAAGCAUUCGGUUUCUAUUAGCAUGCCACCCUCUCCUUUGGCAGCUCACUUACCAAGCCAAAAAAGAGUUGUCUUCAGUGAUAAUAAUGAGAUUAUAUUCAGCAAUAUUGACACUUCUGAUUCUGCUACUACAUCAACCGAUGCUGGUACUAAUCAUAAUAAAAAGGUCAAGUUUUAUUCUCAGCCAAUGCCAAGAAGUACUGCAUCUCCUCAGGCUCCUGCUAUCGGGAAACUUCUCAGCUAUUCAGACUUUCCAUCAAAAAAUCCCAAGAUUAUUAAGCAAAGGGAUCCAAGGUUCGACUCUUUCAAAACAUGGUCUGGUAAACUUGAGAGACAAUUAACAAUGCGAGGAAAGAACCAGGAAGCACAGCAAGAGUCAAACUCUCGACCGACUGCAGAGAUAGAAAAUAUUCCUGUAGACCGAUACUUUGCUGCCUUGGAGGGACCAGAGUUGGAUACUCUACGGGCUUCUGAGAAAAGUAUUCUUCCAGAGGACAAGAAAUGGCCUUUCCUUCUUCGGUAUCCUAUUUCUUCCUUUGGAAUCUGUCUUGGUGUUAGUAGCCAAGCUAUUAUGUGGAAAGCUCUGGCCACUUCUCCCUCAACAACAUUCCUCCACGUAAGCUUGAACGUGAAUCUCGUCCUUUGGUGCAUAUCCGUGGCCCUUAUGGCCAUGGUUGCUUUCACUUAUGCUCUCAAAAUCAUUUUUUACUUUGAAGCAGUUCGUCGGGAGUACUAUCACCCGAUACGUGUUAACUUCUUCUUUGCUCCCUGGAUAGCACUUCUAUUCUUAGCACUAGGAGUUCCACCAUCAGUUACUAAAAACCUGCCCGAAGCUUUAUGGUACAUCCUUAUGACCCCAAUAUUUUGCUUAGAGCUUAAGAUAUACGGACAAUGGAUGUCUGGAGGACAACGAAGGCUCUCAAAGGUUGCUAAUCCCGUAAAUCAUCUCUCUGUUGUUGGAAAUUUUGUUGGCGCUUUGCUUGGUGCAUCCAUGGGACUAAAAGAAGGCCCGAUAUUCUUCUAUGCUGUUGGAUUGGCUCAUUAUGCUGUCCUAUUUGUGACACUUUACCAAAGACUUCCAACAAAUCAAACGCUGCCAAAGGAUCUUCAUCCGGUCUUCUUUCUAUUUGUUGCUGCACCUAGUGUUGCUUCUAUGGCAUGGGCAGCAAUCCAAGGGUCCUUUGAUUAUGGAUCUCGGAUUUCUUAUUUCAUCGCCCUGUUCCUUUAUUUCUCACUGGCUGUUCGUAUUAAUUUCUUCCGAGGCAUCAGGUUUUCAUUGACUUGGUGGGCGUAUACUUUUCCCAUGACCGGAGCUGCUAUUGCCACCAUCAGAUAUUCAGCCGUAGUUACCAACAUUGUGACAAAGUGUCUAGUCGUCAUACUUUGCUCAAUUUCUACACUCGCAGUAACCGCGCUCCUUGUGACAACCAUCAUCUAUGCCUUUGUUCUGAGAGACCUCUUUCCGAAUGACAUUUCAAUUGCAAUUAGUGAAAGAAGGCAUAAAACAACUGGAAUAUGGCAUCUUAGUAAAUUUGGCAGCUCAGAUCCAAAAGAUAUCGAGCAAUAUCUUAAAUAUGUAGAUUCUUCGGAUGGAAAAGAUAUUGAAGCUUCUCUUGCACAUCCAAACUCUAGUACCAUAGAGUUGAGCACCUCUGUCCCUAAUGAAGUCCAUCAACAGUGAUUUAAGCAGUUUCCGCUACCUUUUUGUAAAUUUCUUUUGAUUUUUAAUCAAGUGAGGAUCACCAAGAUUUUUGGCAGUUCCUGUGAACUUGAUAUAGAAAAAUGAAAGUGAAAGGUUCUUGUAAUGAGGUACAAACUCUAUGGAGAAGUAAAUUUUUCUAGUGUCUUUCCAAAUUUUAACAUGUUUUCAUUUUUAUUAACUGCUCGACAUGAUCGUUUCUAAUGUUAUGAAGAUUCUUCCA